Messenger RNA from Podospora anserina S mat+, 2532 nucleotides. RefSeq lists its product as uncharacterized. Bases 1 to 2532 code for a protein of 843 amino acids. The record is from RefSeq and is a predicted model, not a curated record. NCBI's taxonomy places the organism in Eukaryota, Fungi, Ascomycota, Sordariomycetes, Sordariales, Podosporaceae. The transcript is spliced from 2 exons.
AUGGCAACAAGCCCCUACCCAAACUCCGAUCCGCCGCAGCCUCCCCCGCCGCCGAGAGACACAGACACAGACACAGACACAGGCACGGGAACAGGCACAGGCACUGACGACACUACUGAUAAUACUAUGGGCAUCGUCGACGUCGUCGGGUCCUCGCCGCCGGGCGAUGACAUCCGGUGCUGCUGCGGGAGAGAAGACUGUGUAUAUUUGAGACACAACUGCUCGGUGCUGCUGAGCGUCGAGCGGGAUGUCCACGCGGCAGCCAAGAUGGGGCAGACAGCCCUGACGCAGGAGCCAGACCCAGAGCUCGAACUCGAACUUGAACUCGACCUUUACUUCCCUUCUCGAACGCUAACAUGGUCGCUCCAGACGCUCCUCGCCCGCCACGAAGCGUACAUGGCCUCUGCAGAGAGGGACAGAGCCGAGCUCAACGCCCGAAUUGAACAGCUCGAAGCCGAAAACGCUGAACUCGAACGAAAAAACCGCGAGGUCAACCACGACAACCACAAUCUACGAGACGAGUUGGACCACCUGAACGAUACUGUCAAGGAUGCAGACACAAAGAUAGAAUUUUUGGAAAGGACGCUACGAGAUGCACAGCGCGAGGUGCGACGGCUCGAAAGCGCAGCGCAACGAGCGGCCAGUCUGGAGAGGCAGAUUGAACUGUUGGAGGAGGAACAAGCCACGCUACAGGCCGCCGUCAUCACCACGAAAGACGAGGCGCGGACGGCCAUACACCGUUGGAAACAAGCUGAGAAGGGGCUCAGUGACUUGCAAGCACAGUUGGAACGAAUGGAGAAAGAGGCGAGGGAGGAUCGAGAACGACAUGUUGAAGUCAUCAGCCGCAUGGAAAGGCAGCGUCUCAUGGAGAAGGAGCUCAACACAGCAGCUGGGAGGCUCAAGGGCGCCGCCGCGGUAAGGUCAAUGACUGAUAGUAAGAACAGCGGCAACGUCGUGUCUCACUUUGUGCGCGACCUCUUGCAGGACAACGCCAACCUGCAGCUGGGAAUGGCUGAACUCCGCGAGAUGCUGGUCAACUCCAACGACGAGAUUCAGAUGCUGCGGGAGCAGCUGCUGUGUCACCAGCCAGCACCACCGCUAAACGAUUUCGAGAGAGAACCCGAGACACCUGCGGAAGAAACGCCACAAGCCGGCACCUCGCCCCAGUCACUCCGGGCCGAGCUGGAGGGACACGAGCAGCCACCGCCUCGAAUCACGCAGCAAUUACAUAUUCACCACCAUUACCACGUCACCCACAAGCAGGAACUCAAGAGGAUGAGAAAGAAGCGACAAGGGAUAUCAUCUGGUACCUUCACUCCACCCAAGAUGUAUUCUGCCCCUUCAUCACCCGUCACAUCGUCCAUAAGAUGGCAUCGGGGUCCCGUGAAUGGGAACCAUGAGCCACCAACACCUUCAGAACACCAUUGGUCUCGACAAGAUGACGAGAACCCAUCAGAGUUUGGACAUUCGUCAGAGAUCAGCUCCCCACGGUCGUCCAACAACCGCAAUUCCGUAUUUGACCGCAUGGUGGACGUUUCUUACCCCACAUCGCCCACGACAAGCCUGGAUCCAACAUCACCAGCAUGGAAGACCGCGCAUCGAAAGAGAACCUCGGAGUGGUCCAUGUUUCCGAUUGACGCAUCCUCUACUUGGAACGGCCCGCCACCAACCAAUCCACACCCGCUAACCAACUUUGUCCGUUGCGGCGAGCGCUCUCCCAGCACUCCGAGACGCGUCCAAGAUGACGGGACACAGACCUACUCCGACGCCGGCAGCACAGACGCAGGGGAUCUCAUCUCGCCACACUCCAAACACUUUGAUUCGCAAGUAUUACAACGCCCGGGUGGCAGGUUACGCCGUGUGACCUCGCAGGAAUCCAUCAUGUCCUUGUCCAACGGGAUGGAUAUUCACACGCUGCAGGCGCGACCGAGUCAGCUGGCGUUGAAGCCCCUGGGUUUGAGCGCUGCGGGGACGAAUCUCAGCGAGGUUAUUGCUUCACCUACCCUGACGAGUGGGAGCAGUGAUGGGAAGAGGGGAAGCGUCUUUUUGAUGGGUAACCUCGCGAAUCAGGUGAGGCAACCUGCCAAUCGGACCGUGUCGACGCCUACACGGUCGGGCAACGAACGAUUGCAUCCAGGGAUCAGGAGGACGCCUUCUGCGUUGGGGCGGUUGGUUUCAUGGAGGCCGUGGGGGGGGAACACUGCGCCUACGUCUCCUGUUGCGACGCCACCACCACCGCCGCCUACUUUGAUUGCGACUUCUACGGCGAUUCCGGCGUUUGGGCUUGCGGUGACGAGCCCAACGGUUUCGGUUUCUAGUGUGCCCAAGAGUCCCGAGGGGAGCGUGAGUUCUUCGGGGACUUUUAGGGGCACGGGGAUCAACCAGAAGGGGGUGAUUCCGGGGUUUAAUGAGUAUUGGGCUAAGCAUCAGGUUUUGAGGCGGCCGACGAGCAAGGUUUGCUUGGAGGGGGACAGGUUGGGGGCUGUGGAGGAGGGGUUGAGGGAGGCGUUGGAGCCGAUGGUGGAGGAGUGA